This is a messenger RNA of Saccoglossus kowalevskii, 2811 nucleotides long. Its product is annotated as multidrug and toxin extrusion protein 2-like. Gene Ontology annotation, cellular component: membrane. The record is from RefSeq and is a predicted model, not a curated record. Gene Ontology annotation, molecular function: xenobiotic transmembrane transporter activity; antiporter activity. NCBI's taxonomy places the organism in Eukaryota, Metazoa, Hemichordata, Enteropneusta, Harrimaniidae. Gene Ontology annotation, biological process: xenobiotic detoxification by transmembrane export across the plasma membrane.
GCAAAGAUACACCUUGACCCAUGGGCGUUCAUUUAAAUCGACAUUUAGCUGUUUGUCAUCAGCUGAGCGCUAUCACCCCAGUCGGUCAGCACGCAACGCGCCAGUUGUAAAGUCGCUCCUGUGGAGUCUGAAAUCAACAUGGAAGACAACAAGGGACGCACUACCGUCUCCACCUCUACUAAUACGAGUAACCAGUUUACUUAUACAUCUAUGAGCCUCGAUGAUAAUCAACCGAACAAAGUGGCAGACGACAAAAUUAAACCACAGCACUUCACGACGGAGAAAGACAAAGGUGGUAAUACGUUUGAUGUCAUAAAGAUUGCUGUCAUCAGAGAUGCGGAUUGCUCUUGCUGCCCGUCAUGUUGUCACAAAAUACCUUUAGAUUGGAGUAAAGAAAUAAAAGAACUGCUUAAACUGGCAUGGCCCUCGAUGAUCACCUUCUUCUUGACAUUGAUGUUGUCAAUGGUCAGUAUUAUUUUCUGCGGUCACCUUGGCGACUAUGAGUUGGGAGGAGUUGCAAUUGGACAGUCUAUUGUAUCCGUGGUUGGUGUCUGUGUUGGUAAUGGUAUGGCUACAGCUUGUGACACUUUGUUUUCUCAGACUUUUGGAAGUAAAAACAAGAAGCGAGUAGGUCUCGUCCUGCAGCAGAGUUUUAUCAUAAUGGGCCUACUGAUUCUGCCAGUUUGGGGAGUAUUAGUCAACACUGGGUUCUUCUUGCAUACGUUUGGAAUAGAACCACGAAUUACCAGACUGGCUGGUAUCUUUGUCAAUAAUCUCUUGCCUGGUCUACCGGCUGUGUAUAUUUAUAUUGUAUUGAGUAAGUUUCUGCAAUGUCAGAGUAUUGUCCUGCCAAUUGUGGUAGUUGCUGCUAUCGCUAAUGUCAUCAAUAUCCCGCUACACUACAUACUAAUAUUUUCAGCAAAUCUUGGCGUUCGGGGUGCUGCCAUUGCACAGGUGUUGUCUCACUGGGUCUUGGCUAUCAUACUUGCCGUAUACAUCUGGAAACGAAGAUUACAUGCAUCAACGUGGCCAGGUUGGUCACUCAAAUGUUUGUAUGAUUGGAGUAGUUUUACCCGUCUUGGUGCAGCUGGUAUAUUCUUGGUAUGUCUGGAAAUGUGGGCAUUGGAGUUUGGAGUCAUUCUCUCAGGUGCUGUUGGAGAGUAUGCACUAGCAACUCAGGGUAUUGUAUAUCAACUCGCACUCAUCACGUUUGUGUUUCCAUAUGGUAUGUCACUGGCUGCCAAUGUGAGAGUCGGCAAUGCACUUGGUGCUCUUGAACGUGACAGAGCCAAGACAAUCACUAAAGUCUCUCUCAUCUGUACAUGGAUUGGUGCUGUAAUUAUUGCAGUUCUGUAUUUAGCAAUUAAAACUGUGGUUGGAUGGGCAUUCACUGAUGAUCAGGAUGUAGUUGAUAUGGUCAGCUCUGUACUGCCACUGGUGGCGCUGUUCCAGUUUUUUGACUCCACAGCUGCUUGUUGUGCGGGUGUGAUGAGAGGAUGCGGUCUGCAACGUCUUGGAGCUUUUCUGGAUGCAAUUGGAUACUAUUUUGUGGGAUUUCCAGUUGGUAUAACUUUGAUGUUUGUGGUCAUGAUGGGAAUACAUGGUCUGUGGUGGGGCUAUACAAUAGCUGCUAUAGUUCAAGGAAUCAUAUUCCUUAUAGCUAUUUAUAGAAUUAACUGGGAUAGGCAAGAACAUAAGGCCCAGAUAAGAGCUGGUAUGCGCAAGAAGACCAAAGCUAGAAUUGUGACGUUCACUGAAACAAAAACCGUUCAGUCAUCAUCGCCUAUUAACAUAACUUACAAUCCAGUAAACAACGAAAUCAAUAAUGAACCAGUAGAUGAAGAUGAAAUGGAUCUGUUGAAAGAUCCCGAAGACAGCACUUCGCCGCAAGCCGGUAACACCCAAGAAUUCAAACUAAGCAUUGAAAUCAUCCUGCGUAGAAUCGCUGUCCUUAUCCUGGUACUUGCUCUCUUCAUUAUUGGUAUCGUGGGGUCGCAGGUAUUAACGGUUUCGUACGAUGAAUUGAUAGUUAUGACAACUUUCACACCAAAUGUAACGAGUACAAAAAUGGUUUACCCGUGAAAAUAAUUAUUACAAAUUAUGUAAGUUAGACUAACGGUUACUGCCUUGGUGUAAUAUUCUGACAACUAAUGAGGCUUUACCUAAAAUAAAUAUUAGGGUAAUAUUUUUAUACAUUUUUCAGUUUUUAUAUUCAAUUUUGAUUACACAUAAUAGAGGGUAUAAUGUGUUUUUCAUUAUUUUUAUGCAUUUAAAGUGUGGCCAAAAAAAGGAAAACAAUGGACAAUUGAAAUUAUUUUUUGUUCCUGCUUGAUGGAAAUACUUUAUUCAGUUGAUUUAUAAUUAUAAUCUUUGCAAUGGAAGCAUAUUUUUUUGUGUAAUGUCUAAUUUACCUCAUUUAAAGUCACAACUCAAAACCAAAUCUGUUUUUGUACAGUCCAGUCACUGUUUAGCAUAUAUGAAUGUCUGUUGCACUAAUUAACACUAUUUUUUUCAAUAGGUAAAGUUCAUGUGCAAACUAACAAUACUAUGCAUUUCAAGUGUAAAUAAUAGAAACGUUACCAUGGUUACUUCAAUACAUAGAUAUGGUAAAUGCCAUGUUAAUACCUGAAUACAACAUAGGCCCACUGCAAUGUAUAUUUCAUAACAAAUAUUUUAACUUUUUUAACCUAUUAUAUAUUUUUUUUCUGAAUGUUAUCAUUCGCUUGAAAGGGAGAACUACCUCAUGCAAAGCCAUAUCAAAUCAACAGUUUGUUUGCCAGGCUUUCUUUUUGUAAUGCUGUAUUGUCACAG